ACGCAGAAGUCCGGGACUUGGAGUAGCGACGAGCACGCACGGUACUGCGAAGCUCUCGAGAUGUAUCGCUACGGGUCUUGGAGGCAAAUUGCAGCGCAUGUCGGCACAAGAACCGAGCGGCAGGUACUGAGUCACGCUCAGAGCAUUCGCGCCAAGGAGAAACGA
Molecule: messenger RNA, 165 nt
Organism: Phytophthora sojae
Lineage: Eukaryota; Oomycota; Peronosporomycetes; Peronosporales; Peronosporaceae
Exons: 1
Molecular function (GO): DNA binding
Source: RefSeq, a predicted model, not a curated record